AUGUCGAAGAAACGUUAUGAAAAUUUAUUAACAGAGAGGUAUUUGACUUUACAAGAAAAUAAAACUCACCAGAAUAAAAGUAAGCGACCACACAAAGCCAAUGACUUGCAUUUUAUUUUUGUUUUGGAAGCUUUUCUUUCUAUGAUAACUGAGAUUCAUCAAUGGAGUCUUCUGCAUAAUUACUUCUGGUGCAUUUUUAUUUGCUGA
Clunio marinus is the source of this 207-nucleotide messenger RNA. The record is from the annotation of a GenBank genome assembly. NCBI's taxonomy places the organism in Eukaryota, Metazoa, Arthropoda, Insecta, Diptera, Chironomidae.